Colletotrichum paranaense is the source of this 1377-nucleotide messenger RNA. RefSeq names its product BAH domain-containing protein. The record is from RefSeq and is a predicted model, not a curated record. The coding region runs from base 1 to 1377 and encodes 458 amino acids. NCBI's taxonomy places the organism in Eukaryota, Fungi, Ascomycota, Sordariomycetes, Glomerellales, Glomerellaceae. The transcript has 4 exons. Gene Ontology annotation, molecular function: chromatin binding.
AUGUCCACCUCGCGGAAGCGCCCUCGCGCCGAGGUCGAGGAAAACAAGGCCGAAUGCCCCUUCAGCAUCACCUACGCCGAACCCGACAUCAAGGCACAGAAGAAAUCCAAGAAGAGGAGGAAACCAGAGCAAGAAGAGGAAGAUGGGAAGAAGAGCUCCAAGCAACUCUCUCCCUUCUCCCCUUCCGGCGACUUCAACGGCAAGAGCGCUAACGAUGUUCUGGACUUGGAAUACCAUGUGCAUCCGCAGAAGAAGUGGUUGGAGAUGACAAGAUACAAUAGCUUCGUCCUAAACGGGACGAAGUAUUUCAGUGAGGGCUUUAUCUACGUCGCAAACGACCAGACAGUCCAACGCCAAAAGGCCGCAGCGGAAGGCUCGACAGAUGCCAAUGAGCCUGAGAAGGUCCUGAAGCGGUCCAAGUCCGAAGAUGACUGGGUAGCGCGCAUUCUGGAGAUCCGCGCUAGUGAUGAACACCACGUCUAUGCGCGCAUAUACUGGAUGUACUGGCCGGAGGAGCUGCCGGAGGGCACGAUGGAAGGAAAGAGAUACACGGGAGGUCGUCAGCCGUACCACGGCCACAACGAGCUGAUUGCUUCCAACCACAUGGACAUCAUCAACGUCGUUAGUGUGACAUUGCCCGCCACCGUCAAGCAAUGGAUUGAAGAGAACGACGACGAGAUUCAGGAGGCCCUCUAUUGGCGUCAGGCCUUUGACUGUCGCACCCAGCAGCUCUCGUCAGUUGAACGCACCUGCAAAUGCCGACAGCCCGCCAACCCGGAUAAGACCCUCGUCGGGUGCUCCAACAAGGAAUGCGGAAAGUGGCUACACGAACACUGUCUUCGAGAGGAAACCCUGAUGCGAACAUACGAGCGACUUGGCAAGGACAAGCCCCACUUCACCGCGAAACCCCCGACAGACGGAACAGCGUCGGUCGCUGAGAGCGACAAGGUCAAGGAAGAAAAGCCGCUCGAUGACGGUGUAAACGAACCCCUCAGCCCUACCGAGAGCGGUGCCGACGUGAAGCAAACAAUCGAUGCCAAGCCGAGCGAUGCGCUAGAAGAGAUCAACGGGCAGUCAGUAACCGAGGGAACGCCUGCCGUUGUCGAUGAGCACGUUUCGCAACCACCCACAACUCCUGCCACACCAACCGUACCCGAGGUGUCGGCAGCGGCGUCGUCACGCAAGGUGAGAUCCUUCAAGAAGAAGCCGUCCUCCGCCGACGCAAAGCCGUGGGAGGGCUUGUUCGAGGCGAGGAUCUUGAUGGACAUGACCCCAUCGACGAUUGAAAUCAGGGAUCUUCGAGAGAACGUCACUGAAGGCGAGAAGGUGUGGACUGAGCCGCUGCUCUGCGUCGUUUGCGGAGUGGGAAUCAGCUAA